AUGCAGGGACUAUCAUCAUCCGAUACUGCCUAUCAAGGGACUAAUACAAAUAACUAUACGGAAGCCUGGCACAAAACAUUGAAAACGAAGUACCUUUUGCCCGCCGAACGACUCCGAAUUGAUGAGCUUACUCAGGUAUUCUGCGACAAUGUCGAGCCUUGGUACCGAAGGGAGGAUCGCCAGGUGAACACCGGUUUCCUCAAACAACGCACCAACAAGUUCCAACAGCGUCCCAAGGAUCGCGCAAAGGGUUUUACCAAAGGCUUUUUGCAGCAAAUCGGGGUCAAGGUUGUCAAGCACAAUGAUUACGCCUGCGGGGCUACCGUGUUGAACUCGUGCCGCCGAUGGGUCUCACAGAAGGACGAUUGGUUGCCUGCGACUAGCGAGCCCCCAGUAGCCACCAGCCACAUCCUUACACGACUUCAAACACACAGGCUGUUAUUGAAAUCAACAGCGACUGAUAUCGAAGUUAUCAAUCAAUCGAGCACGAACUUACCAGCAACACUUAAGCGAUCCAACUCGGAGGCCUUUUCACCGGGUGACACUGGCGACCUCAAGAGGAUCCGCCUCCCCACAACUGAAUUCACCUCCGCUCACCCGGCUUUCCUACCCACUGGUGUCAGACCUAUCGCGCCUGAGGCCGACAGCACAGCUGCACCGUCAGUACCAACUAAUGAACCACAGGCCCCUCACGAGAUCAUAGCAGCCAGCCUCAAAUCUGCAACCGUGGCUCUCAAGCGUGCGAUCAACGCACUAAAAAAGAAAAAGGCUCGACUCGAGAUGGUUAAUAGGUUGUCGGCUUCCAUUAUGAAUUGGUUUCAAGUAACAUCGCAUACUCUGUUACAAUCAGUCGAGGAACAGCUGCCUGGGCGUCGUCACACGACUACACCGUCUUUUCCGGGUGUUGAAAAUACCGGUCGGAUAAGUGGUUUGGAAGUCGCUGUCCUGGUAGGAGAGCUUCAGGAUGUAGGUCGGCAAGCAUUGACUCAGUUGGACGGGCUGUUGCGGAUAGCGAAGAAUUCAAAGGCAUUUGUAGCAAGCUCGACAGAACCAUCAACGGACUUAUUCAAGGAACGUUGUUACGAGAUUGUGGGUAUUAUCGAGGAGGCGGGAGUUUUGGCGCCCAGGGUGCAAGUACGAUAA
This is a messenger RNA of Puccinia triticina, 1143 nucleotides long. RefSeq lists its product as uncharacterized. The record is from RefSeq and is a predicted model, not a curated record. Bases 1 to 1143 code for a protein of 380 amino acids. The transcript has 4 exons. Lineage: Eukaryota; Fungi; Basidiomycota; Pucciniomycetes; Pucciniales; Pucciniaceae.